This is a messenger RNA of Carcharodon carcharias (great white shark), 2314 nucleotides long. It is a transcript of the gene btbd10b, whose product is annotated as BTB (POZ) domain containing 10b. The transcript is spliced from 10 exons. Gene Ontology annotation, molecular function: protein binding. Gene Ontology annotation, cellular component: cytoplasm. The record is from RefSeq and is a predicted model, not a curated record. Bases 210 to 1637 code for a protein of 475 amino acids. Lineage: Eukaryota; Metazoa; Chordata; Chondrichthyes; Lamniformes; Lamnidae. Gene Ontology annotation, biological process: positive regulation of phosphorylation.
GAGGUUUUGAGCUAGGGGCCUGUGCUGAUCAGUUUGCCCCCGGGUGAAAGUUACAGAGAAUCCGGCGACCUAGCCCCGGACUCCCGGUCUUGCCAGAUAGUUCUAUGUGACUGCAAUAACUCUCUCAAGUCACUUCGAUUCUUUUCUGGAAGGUUAUGAGUGCCUUGUGUGAACUAAAGGCAUUGGAAAGCGGAGGCCCUUAGAGUGGGAUGGCUGCACGGCCAUACCCUUAUGAUAGUAAUUCUAGUGAUCCAGAAAAUUGGGAUCGGCGAUCUCAUAACAGACCUCGCAGACUCUAUAAGCACUCCAGUGCUCCUUCACGUACACCAAAGCUUGGGACAGCACGUAUUAGCAAAAUGAGCCUCCAUGCAGCCACCGGGUACGAGCGAUCACGUGAUCGGCGCAGGUCAAGUGAUCGCUCUCGCGACUCGUCACACGAAAGGACAGAAGGGCAGCUCACUCCAUGCAUUAGGAACGUAACUUCGCCAACUAGGCAGCAUCAUGGUGACAGAGAAAAGGAUCACACUUCAACAUCACGACCUAGCAGCCCUCGUCUUCAAAAGAUUUCCCCAAAUGGCUCCAGCAGUGUUGGCAACAUCAGCCGAAAUUGUAGCCAAUCCAGUGCUGAUGGAACAUGCAAGUCAGCAGGCGAGAUGGUUUUUGUGUACGAGAAUGUAAAAGAAGGAACUCGAAGCGUCCGCACUUCAGAACGAGUUACGCUCAUUGUCGACAACACCAGAUUUGUUGUGGAUCCUUCCAUUUUCACUGCACAACCCAACACAAUGCUGGGCAGGAUGUUUGGGUCAGGUAGAGAACACAAUUUCACACGUCCGAAUGAAAAGGGAGAAUACGAGGUGGCAGAAGGAAUCAGCUCUACAGUAUUUCGAGCUAUUUUGGAUUACUACAAGACUGGUAUAAUCCGCUGUCCCGAUGGAAUCUCAAUACCUGAACUGAGAGAAGCUUGUGACUACCUCUGCAUCUCCUUUGAUUACAGUACCAUCAAAUGCAGAGAUCUCAGUGCUCUCAUGCACGAACUCUCCAACGAUGGAGCACGCAAACAGUUUGAAUCUUACCUGGAGGAAAUGAUUCUUCCACUGAUGGUGGCCAGCGCCCAGAGUGGUGACCGAGAGUGCCACAUUGUAGUAUUAACCGAUGAUGAUGUGGUUGACUGGGAUGAGGAGUAUCCACCGCAGAUGGGAGAGGAAUAUUCACAAAUUAUUUACAGUACAAAGUUAUACCGAUUCUUCAAAUAUAUCGAGAACCGAGACGUAGCCAAGACUGUUCUAAAAGAGCGAGGAUUGAAGAAGAUCAGAUUGGGUAUUGAAGGUUACCCCACGUACAAGGAGAAGGUAAAAAAAAGGCCGGGUGGCCGGCCUGAGGUCAUCUACAACUAUGUCCAGCGACCAUUCAUCAGGAUGUCCUGGGAGAAGGAAGAGGGCAAGAGCCGCCAUGUCGAUUUCCAGUGUGUGAAGAGCAAGUCCAUUACCAACCUGGCGGCAGCAGCAGCGGAUAUCCCACAGGACCAGCUGGUGGUCAUGCACCCAACGCCACAGGUGGACGAGCUGGAUGUUCUGCCCAACCACCCUGCCAACAGCAGUAACGACCUGGAGCUUGACCCCCAACCCCCAGCUGUCUGACAAUGCGUGUGAUGGGGGUGGGGGGGAAGAGGAGGCUGUUAAGCAUGCUGCUGGUGAUUGACGUCGUCCUGAUGCGUUUCUGUGCAAGACAGUGUGUCAGCAUCAUACACCAAUAUGAACAAAGUAUGAUCACAACCAAGUGACCUGCUACACGUCUUAAGUUAAACUUUUUUUUUUAUCAUCUACAUUGCCAAAAGUAAAUGGCUUUUGGUGUUGGGAAGAAGGGAGAGGAAUGCCUUUGCUGUUGUUUCUUCUUCCUCCACAUUCUUAUUUUUAAAUGCACACCGUUACUUAAAAAGGCUGUUGCAGUCUAGGUGCUACGUAUCGGGGAAUGGCUUUGGUCUGUACUUGUCUUUUAGCCAAGUGUUCCGUGAAAUGCAAUUAAAUUUCUGCUGGCGCAGCACACUCAACACAACGUGUGGUGACAGUUUAGUGAAAGGGAAUGUUCAGAUCUUGCACACCAAAUUAACCCUGGUGGUUCAAAGUACUUGCUCUUCAGGUUGGUGUGGGGUAUAAAGUAUAUAUUCUAGGUAUUGCUGUAUGCCAGAGGUUAUUGCUGUCCAGUGGAGCCAUUUUGAAGUCUUUUAAUUUUCUGAAGUAUAUGUACAUGUUGCAGGAGUGUUCCUUGUAUUUCUAACAGCUGAUGAAUGAUUAUAUAAAUAAACAUCACAAGCAUU